This is a messenger RNA of Nelumbo nucifera (sacred lotus), 8425 nucleotides long. Its product is annotated as protein SABRE-like. The record is from RefSeq and is a predicted model, not a curated record. Lineage: Eukaryota; Viridiplantae; Streptophyta; Magnoliopsida; Proteales; Nelumbonaceae.
GUUGGGAGUUUAAUUGAAUUAGAUUAGAAAAAAUGAAAGUAUUCAGAAGUAAUGUGUAUAAAUUCAUGAUAUCACCAUAUUAAAUGGCUACCUGUACCUGUCUCCUGGAUCAGAAAUGGAGUCGUAUACUUGCUUUCCAUGCCCAUGCCUAUGUUUGUACCCUUAUCGAAUCUAGGCCCAGAAUAUCGGCACCCAGCAAAGCAGCCAUCAUCUCCCUUACCCUGGCCAAACCAUGUGCCCAAAAGUUGGUGGACCUUGGGAUCCACCUGAAUGAGAUGUUCACUCUUGAAGUGAAUGGUCUUGCCUCCUUGAUCAGAUGUACUAUGUAUAUAACAUCAUUGGUGGACUUUAGAAUGUAACUUGCCAAGGUAUAUGAUCACUGUUCUGCUAAAAUGAUGGUCCAAUAUGAAGUCAAUUUUACUGCAAUGGACACCAAAAGCUGCUACUGAAGUUAAAAAACUGAAACUGGAAAUGUCUAAAGAUGGUGAACCGACGAAACCAACCCUGUGUGUCAAGCUGCACAUUCUACCCUUGCUUGUGUACAUGGGUGAACCACAGCUUAGCUAUGAUCAAUCAUCCGAUUUUGACCAAGGAGGAUCUAUUUCUUCUAUAGAAGCAUCCUUGAUCAUGUCAGAAAGGGCCUCUGCACCUUUUAUCUGUGAGGAAUUGUCAUUUUCUUGUGAAAUUGGUCACCAUAGGGAUGCUGGUUUCAUUACCAAGAAUAUGGAUAUUACAAUUAGAGAAGUCAUUGUGAACCUAAAUGAGGACUUGCUUCUCAGAAAAAAGACUCCAUCAGAAACCUUUCUUCAGGCAGAUACAAUUGGAGAACCUAUUGUGGACUCUGGACCAGCUAAAGAUUCACAAAAGAAACAAAAAGCACUUUUGUCACUUAAAAAGCACACUAUUGUGUUUCCAGAAAAGGUUAGCUUGAACUUACCAAAACUGGAUCUGAGAUUUGUGCACCGUGGGCAAGAUCUUGUUGUUGAGAAUAACAUAAUGGGAAUUUACCUGAGAAGCAACAAAUCACAGUCCAAUGAAGAUAUGGGGGAGAGCACGCAUUUUGAAGUUCAAAUGGGUUUCAGUGAACUUCAUAUUCUCAGGGAAAGUGGGACCUCUGUCUUGGAGAUACUGAAAUUUGCUGUAGUUUCUUCUGUUUAUGUUCCAGUACAGCUGGAAACAUCUAUUAGAGCUGAAAUUGAUAUCAAGCUUGGUGGUGCUAAGUGCAACAUCAUCACAAGUAGAUUAAUUCCAUGGGUGCGUCUUCACUUGUCAAAAAAGAAAAAAAUGGUACUUCGUGAUGAAAACUCUAAACUUGAGAAGCCACAGACAACAGAAACCAAGGCCACUGAAACAAAGGCAAUCUUGUGGAAUUGUAAAGUUUCAGCCCCAGAGAUAACUAUUGUGCUUUAUAGCAUCAGUGGUUCACCCUUAUACUAUGGAUGUUCACAAUCUUUACAUAUGUCUGCAAAUAAUAUUGGAAGCACAGGUGUUGCACUGCUUAUGGAACUUGGUGAGCUAUAUUUGCGGAUGACAGAUGAACAUCAAGAAUUGUUGAAGGAAAGCCUGUUUGGUAUGGAAACAAAUUCGGGAUCCCUGGUGCAUGUAGCAAAGGUUAAUCUGGAUUGGGGGAAAAAGGACAUGGAAUCAGUUGAAAAGAAUCCCAAUAAGCAUAAAUUGGUUCUCUAUGUUGAUGUGACUGGAAUGGGUGUAUACUUUAGCAUUCAACGUGUUGAAUUUCUUAUAUCAGCAGCCAUGUCCUUUCAAAAGCUCUUUAAAAGUAUGUCUGCUCCAGGGAAAAGAAUGAAACAGAACAUCACUGGGCGUUCUGCCAAGUCGUCAGGAAAAGGGACCAGGCUCUUGAAACUUCAUCUUGAACGAUGUUCAGUAAUUUUCUGUGGUGAUGUUGGUGUUGAAAAUACUACUGUUGCAGACCCCAAGCGUGUAAAUUAUGGAUCACAGGGUGGUGAGGUUGUAAUCAGUGUCUUAGCUGAUGGUACACCACGCAGGGCAAACAUAAUAUCCAUGACACCCAAUGAUUGCAAACACCUGAACUAUUCUAUAUCUCUUGACAUCAUUCAUUUCAAUUUGCGUGUGAACAAGGAGAAACAAUCCAUACAGAUGGAGAUCGAAAGAGCCAAGUCUAUUUACCAGGAAUUUUUGGAGGAACAUAGGUCUAGUGCAGAAGUUACCUUGCUUGAUAUGCAGAAUGCAAAGUUUGUACGCCGUUCUGGUGGACUUAGUGAGGUUAUCUGCUCCCUUUUCAGUGCAACUGAUAUUUCUGUCAGGUGGGAACCUGAUGUUCAUUUAUCACUAAUUGAACUUAUGCUGCGCUUGAAGUUAUUGGUGCAGAAUGAGAAGCUUAAGGAGAUUAAUAGUAGUGAUAUGAAGGAAGAAAUAUCAGGUGGGAAAACCUUGGAACCAGAAAAAGAAACUAAAGUUGACCAUAGACCAUCUGAUAAGGAACAAAAAAGAAGAGAAUCUGUUUUUGCUAUUGAUGUGGAUAUGUUGAAUAUAUCUGCUGGUGCGGGUGAUGGUGUAGAAGCAGAAGUUCAGGUGCAGUCAAUUUUUUCUGAGAAUGCCCGAAUUGGAGUACUAUUGGAAGGACUUAUGGUUAGUUUUAAUGAAGCCAGAAUCUUCAAAAGUAGCCGAAUGCAAAUUUCCCGUAUUCCUAAUGCAUCAAAUAGUUCAUUUGAUUCAAAAGUCCAGGCAAUCAUGACAUGGGAUUGGGUUAUUCAAGGAUUUGAUGUUCAUAUUUGCAUGCCUUAUCGGCUGCAAUUACGUGCUAUUGAUGAUGCAGUUGAGGAUAUGUUACGAGGUCUGAAGCUUAUAACAAAUGCUAAAACUAAUAUUUUAUUUCCAAUAAAGAAAGAAAGCUCAAAACCAAAAAAGUCUAGUUCAGAAAAGUUUGGAUGUAUUAGAUUCUGCAUACGUAAGCUCAAGGCAGAAAUUGAAGAAGAGCCAUUGCAGGGUUGGCUUGAUGAACAUUAUCAUCUGAUGAAGAAUGAGGCCUGUGAAUUAGCUCUUAGAUUGAAGUUUCUUGAUGACCUAGUCUCAGAAAGCAGCCAAUCUUGUGAAGUUUCUGAAUCAAAUGAACCUUGUCUUCAAAGAAAGAUUUAUUAUGAUGGAACUGAGAUCAAUUUGCAGGAUGCUUCAGCUGUAGAAAAAGUUCAAGAAGAAAUUCAUAAACAAACUUUCCAAUCUUACUACCAGUCAUGUCAGAAUCUGGUUCUAACUGAAGGAUCAGGUGCCUUUAAGAAAGACUUCCAGGCUGGGUUCAAGUUUAGUACUUCUAGAACAUCCCUUCUGUCCGUUUGUGCUACAGAGUUGGAUGUUACAUUGAAAAAAAUUGAAGGUGGUGAUGUUGCGAUGAUAGAGAUUAUAAAGAAACUUGAUCCUAUCUGCCAAGAAAAGGAUAUACCAUUUUCCCGACUGUAUGGAAGUAACAUUAAUUUGCAUGCUGGAUCUCUUGUUGCUCAGUUGAGAAAUUACACAUAUCCACUUUUUUCUGCAACUUCUGGUAAAUGUGAAGGUCGCAUUGUGUUUGGUCAGCAGGCGACAUGUUUCCAACCCCAAAUUCAACAAGACGUGUUCAUUGGGAGAUGGAGGAAGGUGCGCAUGAUGCGCUCAGCAAGUGGGACAACACCACCUAUAAAAACAUAUGCAGAUUUGCCACUAUAUUUCCAAAAGGGAGAAAUUUCCUUUGGUGUUGGUUUUGAACCAUCUUUUACCGAUAUUAGCUAUGCUUUUACAGUGGCUCUCCGCAGAGCUGAUCUAAGCGUUAGGAGUUCUGAUCCCAAUUUUAAUAACCCUAAUGCUUCAGAUGCUUCACAAACUUCUAACAUCAAUCUUCCUGAAACUCAGCCACCUAAAAAGGAGCGCAGCUUACCUUGGUGGGAUGAAGUAAGAAACUAUGUUCAUGGGAAAAUAAGCUUAUGUUUUUCUGAGACCAGAAUAAAUGUUCUUGGGACAACAGACCCUUAUGAAAAGCAUGACAAACUGCAAGCUGUUACUAAGUUAAUGGAAAUCCAGCAGUCAGAUGGGCAUGUCAAUGUUUAUGCAAACGAGUUCAAAAUUUUUUUGAGCAGUUUGGAGAGUUUCACAAAGAACUGCAGCUCAAAACUUCCUCCUGGUGUGGGUUGUGCUUUUCUGGAAUGCCCUUACUUUAGUCUUGAGGUUACCAUGGAGUGGGAAUGUGAGUCUGGAAAUCCUCUUGAUCAUUAUUUAUUUGCCCUUCCCAAUGAAGGUGAACCUCGUAAGAAAGUUUUUGAUCCCUUUAGAUCAACUUCCCUCUCUCUCCGUUGGAACUUUUCUCUUAGACCCUCUGUUCCACCAUCUGAGAAACAAUCCCAUUCCAUCACCAAGGCAGACGGAGUGGGUAUGGAUGGAACUGUUUCUGAUUCUCUGUGCAAACCUGUUAAUGUUUCAACUGAUAUGACAAAGCUGAAUUUUGGUUCUUAUGAUUUAUGUUGGGUUUUCAAAUUCUGGAACUUGAAUUAUCUUCCUCCUCUCAAGAUACGUUCUUUUUCUCGAUAUCCUCGUUUUGGAGUCCCAAGAGUUCCCAGAUCAGGGAACUUGUCUUUAGACAAAGUGAUGACAGAAUUUAUGCUCCGUUUAGAUAUAACACCACUAUGUAUUAGACAUGUUUCUUUAGAAGAUGAUGAUCCUGCCACUGGAUUUACAUUUAAAAUAGCAAAGCUAAGAUGUGAACUCGGUUAUGGUCGUGGUAGGCAAAAAUUUACUUUUGAUUGCAAGCGAGAUACACUUGAUCUUGUUUACCAGGGCAUUGACCUUCACAUGCCCAAGGCAUAUUUCGAUAAAGAAGAUUACAUAUGCAUUGAAAAGGAGGUUCAAAUGGCGAGGAAAAAUGUGCAAUCUGCAUCAACUGAUAGAGUCAACAAUGAAAAAUCCAACUAUGUGGGUGGUUACACAGAGAAACAUCAUGAUGAUGGAUUUCUGUUAUCUUUUGAAUAUUUUACAAUCAGGAGGCAAACUCCAAAGGCCGACCCUGUGAAGUUGUUAGCUUGGCUGGAAGCUGGAAGGAAAAAUCUUGAGAUGAAAUUUGACAAGUCAGAAUUUAAAAAUGGGAGCGACAGUGAUGACCCUACACAAUCUGACCAUAGUGAUGAUGACGGAUUUAAUGUGGUAGUAGCUGACAAUUGUCAGCGUGUGUUUCUUUAUGGUCUUAAGGUUUUGUGGACUCUUGAGAACAGAAAUGCUGUUUUGUCCUUGGGUCGUGGAAUAAUUAAGGCAGUUCAGCCUCCAAAACCUUCUCCUUCUAGACAGUAUACGCAGAGGAAAUUGCUUGAGAAGCAGGUAAUUGAUGGUGCUGAGGUACAGCAAGAUGAUGUCUCUAAGCCUUCAACUUCUGCCAUACAGGCUACAAAUCCCCCUGCUCAACAACAUGUGGAGACUGUAGGAUCAACUUCAUCACCUUCAGAUUUGGUUAAAGAGGAAAACUCAACUUCUGAUCCAGUUGCAGCCAAGAAUGGAAACACUGAUGACUUGGAGGAAGAGGGAACACUGCAUUUCAUGGUGAAUGUUAUUCAACCUCAGUUCAAUCUUCACUCAGAAGAAGCUAAUGGAAGAUUUCUGUUUGCUGCAGCUAGUGGCCGAGUCUUGGCCCGUUCAUUUCAUUCAGUUGUUCAUGUUGGUUUUGAGAUGAUUGAAAAAACACUUGUUACUGGAAGCGUGUCUGCUCCUGAGUCACAACCAGAAAUGACAUGGAACCGCGCAGAGUUAUCUGUGAUUCUGGAGCAUGUGCAAGCUCAUGUAGCACCAACAGAUGUUGAUCCAGGGGCUGGAAUUCAAUGGCUACCAAAAAUCCUUAGAAGCUCUCCAAAAGUAAAGCGUACUGGUGCUUUACUUGAAAGAGUGUUCAUGCCUUGCACAAUGUAUUUUAGAUAUACAAGACACAAAGGUGGAACUGCAGAUUUGAAGGUGAAGCCAUUAAAGGAGCUCUCCUUCAACUCUCCUGAUAUAACUGCCACAAUGACAUCUCGCCAGUUUCAGGUUAUGGUGGAUGUACUGACAAAUCUUCUUCUAGCACGUGCUCCCAGGCCUCAGAAAAGUAACAUUUCAUACCUUGCUGAUGAUGAUGAAGACACUGAAGAAGAGGCAGAUGAGGUGGUCCCAGAUGGUGUGGAAGAGGUAGAACUUGCAAAAAUAGAACUUGAACAAAAAGAACGAGAGCGGAACUUGUUGUUUGAUGAUAUUAGGAGAUUGUCUGCUUGUAGUGAUGCAUCUGGGAAUACAGGCUUUUCUCCAGAAAAGGAAGAAAAUUUGUGGAUGCUGACUUGUGGAAGAUCCACACUGGUUCAAUUCCUAAAGAAGGAGCUUGGAAACACUCAAAAAUCUCGUAAAGCAGCAUCUGUGUCAUUAAGGAUGGCUUUGCAAAAAGCUGCACAAGUACGGUUGAUGGAGAAGGAAAAGAAUAAAAGCCCUUCCUGCGCCAUGCGUAUUUCUUUGAGAAUCAAUAAAGUGGCAUGGAGCAUGCUUUUGGAUGGUAAAUCUUUUUCUGAGGCCGAGAUAAAUCACAUGACAUACGAUUUUGAUCGUGAUUACAAGGAUCAUGGUGUUGCUAAGUUCACAACUAAGUCAAUUGUUGUGAGAAACUGUCUUCCUAAUGCCAAAUCUGAUACACUGUUAUCAGCAUGGAAUCCUCCUUCUGAAUGGGGAAAAAAUGUAAUGCUUCGAGUAGAUGCAAAGCAGGGAGCUCCAAAGGAUGGAAACUCUGUCAUUGAACUGUUCCAGGUAGAAAUCUAUCCUCUGAAGAUACAUUUGGCAGAAACAAUGUACAGAAUGAUUUGGGCAUAUUUCUUCCCAGGAGAGGAACAUGACUUACAAAAGAGACAGGAAGUUUGGAAAGUGUCUACAACUGCUGGUGCAAAACGUGUCAAGAAAGGAACAUCUUCCCAUGAAGCAACUGCAUCAAGCAGUCACUCAACAAGAGAAUCUGAUGCUUCUUCAAAAUUGGGUGGCCCUGCAGCAUCCCUUGCUACUUCUGGUGGUAGCCAGCUUUCAUCUCACUCUGAUUUCUCCCAAGUGUCAAAGCUGCAAAACUCAAAAGCAAACACUGUAGGUGGCUCAACCCCAGAGCUAAGGAGAACAUCUUCAUGCGACAGAACAUGGGAAGAGAAUGUGGCUGAAUCUGUAGCUAAUGAAGUUGUAUUACGUGUUAAUUCUUCCUCAAGAAAUGGGCCACUGAAUUCAAUACCAGACCAUCAAGAGGAGAAAAGAGAAAGUUGGAAAGACAAAAUGACAAUGCCAAUUAAACCUGGUCGUUCAUCCAAUGAAGAAAAGAAAGUUGGAAAGACUCAAGAUGAGAAAAGAGAUAGACCUCGCAAGAUGAUAGAAUUUCAGAAUGUCAAGAUAAGUCAGGUUGAAUUGCUGCUUACUUAUGAGGGAUCUAGAUUUGCAGUAAGCGAUCUGAGAUUGCUGAUGGAUCCAUUUCAGCGUGUUGAUUUCAUUGGCUCAUGGCCGAGACUGUUCUCACGAGUUAAGAAGCAUAUCAUCUGGGGAGUCCUAAAAUCUGUAACAGGAAUGCAGGGUAAGAAGUUCAAAGGUAAAGGUCAUAACCAAAAAGAAGCUACUGCAGUAGCUAUUCCUCUUGAUGACCUUAAUCUUAGUGACAGUGAUGGAGAUCAGGCAGGGAAAUCUGAUCAGCUCCCUAUCGCCUUUCUCAAGAAACCCACUGAUGGAGCAGGUGAUGGAUUUGUUACCUCCAUUAAGGGUCUUUUUAGUUCACAGCGUCGUAAAGCCAAGGCAUUAGUCUUGCGGACCAUGAGGGGUGAAGAAGAUAAUGAAUUCCAUGGUGAAUGGAGUGAAAGUGAUGCUGAGUUCUCACCUUUCGCAAGGCAACUGACCAUAACAAAAGCCAAGAAGCUAAUCAGGCGACAUUCAAAGAAGUUGGGGAAGAAAGGUUCAGCAUCUCAAGAGGGAGGAGAUUCACAUCCAUCAACUCCAAGGGAUGAAGUAACAUUUGAAAGUGAUUCCACAAGUGGCUCUUCACCCUCUGAUGACCCUCAUGAGGAGGGAAAAACAUUUUCAUCUUGAGGAGUUGGUGCAGGACAUACCACAUGGAGUACGUAUUUUGCCUUAAUUAAUAGCAGUAUAGAGGUGAAAUUAUUUGUUCAACUUGGAAGUAUUUCUUGGAUGAAGAUUUGAUAUUCUGCGGGGUGAUUUUCUAAUAAAAGCAAGCUGAAUUUAGCAUGCAAAGUGAAGGUAUGCUUUCAUGAUAAUUUAGUGAAAGCAUGUCAGAUGAAGCCUCCCUCUUAUGUAUCGUUAUGGGUGCACAAUGGAGUGAUUUCUUUUCCUUCUGCAUCUGUUCGUGUAUAUAAUUUUUUAUCCUAUGUCUUGAAGGAAUUUCUGGGAUCCAGGAAUUCCGCAAUUUUGUAAGUACAUUUAUUCAUAGGGAAAUAAAAAUAAA